This is a messenger RNA of Malus domestica (apple), 951 nucleotides long. Lineage: Eukaryota; Viridiplantae; Streptophyta; Magnoliopsida; Rosales; Rosaceae. The record is from RefSeq and is a predicted model, not a curated record.
AUGAAAAGGAAAAAAAAGGCAAAGGAUAACGAAAUUGCCGAAAGUUUAAGAGGAUCUCUUAAUAAAAUUUUUUCUACAAAGAAUGAGUUGGUUGAAAAUUUGAGAGAAAAUGAUGUUGGUGAAGAGUCACAAAAUGUUGUUGGGGAGUCUCAUGAUCAUGAAAUUGGUGGUUAUGUGGAGGAAGAUGUUAAUGACCAAGAAAAUAGUGGUGAUUUAGAGGAAAAUGUUGAUGAUGAGUCUCAAGAUCAUGAAAAUGGUGGUGAUGUGGAUUUAAAUGUUGAUGAUGAUCAUAUUGGUGUAGAGGAAAAUAUUGAAUCUCCUGAACCUAUUUUCCAUUUAAACAUUUAUGAUCCAAAAGUUUGGGAUAGCCUUAAUGCAGAAAUGAAAGACUUACUUAUAGAAAAUGGACCAAUUCGAGAAACUAAUUUCACGUAUUCUAAGGACAAACUCUCUAGAAAAUUUUCAUCACACUAUUAUGGUCGAAAAUUACGAACGGGUGAAAUUUAUGAUAAGAAAUGGCUUGUGUACUCAAAAGAGUUGGAUAAAGUCUUUUGCUUUUGUUGUAAAUUGUUUAAAACAAUUGCCUCAAAAAGUGAGUUAGCAAAAGAUGGAAUUAGUGAUUGGAGACAUCUUGGUGAGAAGAUUGACCAACAUGAAAAGAGUAAAGAGCAUCUCGUUAAUUCGAGAACUUGGGUUGAGUUGAAAAGUAGAUUGACAAAAAAUCAGACAAUUGACAAAGAAUUUCAAAUGCGAAUCAAGAAACAGACAAAUCAUUGGAAACAAGUGAUGCUUAGAAUUAUUGCUGUUGUGAAAUGUCUUGCCAUACAUAAUUUAGCAUUUCGUGGAACAAAUGAAAGACCUUAUGAAGACUCUAAUGGCAACUUCUUAGGUUUACUUGAAAUGAUUGCAGAGUUUGAUCCAAUAAUGCAAGAGCAUUUUUCGACUCAUUGA